Molecule: messenger RNA, 341 nt
Organism: Racocetra persica
Lineage: Eukaryota; Fungi; Glomeromycota; Glomeromycetes; Diversisporales; Gigasporaceae
Source: the annotation of a GenBank genome assembly
UAUGGAUCUCUUAGCAACUGAAUACCAGUCAAGUGAAGAGGAAACGACAGAAUCAACUUCUUCUAAACGCACCAAUUUUCCAAGUAAUACCUCACAGAUUGCUAAACGUCCAAAAAUUAAUCUUGCCCCUCACGUUAGCUUGGAGGAUCCAAAACUCUCAACUUCCCUUUACACAAAACCAACUGAUACUCAAAUAACUGUCAACAUCCCUUACGAGGAUUUAAUUCAACCUGUCGUUGGUCCUAAUAAUCCGUUCAGUACUCGAGUAAUUAACCAAAAUGUUCUCACUGGCCAUGUUGAGGAACAAGCCUAUUCCGAAUUUGCUUUCAGAACCCAACAAC